Molecule: messenger RNA, 4316 nt
Organism: Strongylocentrotus purpuratus (purple sea urchin)
Lineage: Eukaryota; Metazoa; Echinodermata; Echinoidea; Camarodonta; Strongylocentrotidae
Product: proto-oncogene c-Fos
Exons: 5
Coding region: 854-2560 (568 amino acids)
Biological process (GO): regulation of transcription by RNA polymerase II
Cellular component (GO): nucleus
Molecular function (GO): DNA-binding transcription factor activity, RNA polymerase II-specific; RNA polymerase II cis-regulatory region sequence-specific DNA binding
Source: RefSeq, a predicted model, not a curated record
AGAAUGACAUCAUACACCGAGAUUGGGUCGGAGACUUCAAAUCGCUAGCGCCCUCACUUGGUUAAGAGUAGAGGGUACAUAUGGUAUAUGGACGGUCUGCUUGGCAACUUGGGGGUUAGACGGCGAGCAAACAAGCUGGAGUGAGACAUAGACUGAGCUGAAGGAGAAGCGGGUUUUCAGUCAAAUAGAUGUCUCACGUGCUCAUUGCUCAAACAAUGACCUCAGCUGGGGAGCCUACAAUUUUACUAUUGAUCACUGGACACAGAGGGGUGAAAAGUAAAACAUAAUAGAAGCUAGCAAUCGGAAGUUGGGACAUAUUAACGGUUAGACGAGCAUUUGGAUGCAGUCACAUUAACGCGUGUAUUCGCCACCUAGCAGACGAUAAAUUGUCAAACCUGUAUACUGCGUUCUUUUCAUAUACCAUCAUGGCAUUUAUAACGAGUCUGUGAGGUUACCAGCUACAUGCAAGUGUAGUUGGUAACUGCUAGGUCUUAGCAAUAUAUGAUUUGUUUCCUAGCUUGUAUUUGAAGAGAGCCCGGAUGAUAACCUGUUCGCACUCUAUGUGUUCUAUGUACACGGCCAUCCAGAGCCCAGGUCACGUUCGUGAGUAGAUUGGACCCUCGUUUUGCCCCUACAGUGUAGCGGUCGUUAAACUGGCCUAUCGCCUCACAUGAACUCAAAAGCAUCUUGCCAGAAUACCAGACUAUUUUACCUUCCUACGAUCAACAUCUUAGAUUUCAAUUUUCUGACUGCCUUGUAUUACAUCCAGAACAAAAGCAGGAAUAUAUCCGCACUUCAACGCAACAUUUUAUGAGCUUUACACCUUCGAUUGUUUUCAAGCUGAGAAGAAUCGAUGGGGCUCUACUCGAAAUCACAUAUCGAACGCAAUUCACCUACGGAAGAACCGGUUUUUCAUAUAGAGUUUGGAGAUAUUAUGAUGAAAGGAGGUGGUCGAUCAAGUCCACAACCUGCUAGUAGUACGUCAAACAGUAUCAGCAAUACCCCUCCUACCACCCCUCUUACACCUGGUACCCCACUCAGUGGCCCCGGAACCCCUUUUAUACCCAGCGGGUCACCAUACCCUGCCUCCCAACCACCACUUGGACCUCCGACCACGCCCAGCUACCCAGGAUCAUACAGACACCGUCUUCCAUCGUUCACGGAGAGCGAUUCCCAGUCGUCGACUCGCGACACGUUGUCGGACGAUACAGCGUCACAGUCGGACUCGCAGAGCGAUGUCGCAUCUGUAGGAAGCAGUAGCACGGCAGAAUGGGUGAACUUUGACAUCACCCCUCUCGUUAAGAAAGAGCUCAAGGACGCCAUCAUUAACAGGAGAAAGACAAGGGGAUUACCCGAUGUCAGAGUCGACUUUACUCCACGACUUCCAGACAAGCUCACACCUGAAGAAGAAGUAAGACGUCGCCUUCAAAAGGAGAGAAAUCGUGAUGCUGCCUCCAAGUGUCGAAGUAAAAAGAGAAAUGCAGUGGGUCACCUCGUAGAAGAAGCACAGCAGCUUGAAACAGAAAAUAUGAAGCUUCGAGAAGAAAUGAAAGCACUUGAAUCGGAACGAAGCCAGCUACAAUUCCUGCUUGACAUGCAUUCUCCUAAAUGUAUGAUACAGCAAGCAUCACCACCAGUAUUUCACACAUCACCAAGCGUCCCAAUCACUGAUUCAACUUGCGAAUCGAUACCAGUCCCACCUAUCAUCCAGUCACCAACUCGUGAGGUGAUAAACAUACCAAUGUUGAGCGAAACUGAGAUGACAGGAGCAAAGACAGGGGCGACGACGCCUAUGACAGAGUCGACAUCGCCUUACGGAUCAUCAUACUUUCCUCCGACACCAUCAACAACUCAUAGCCGUAGUUGCACGGAGCCUUCGACUCCUGCGACUCCGACGAGCGUCAUGGAUGCACCCGUAUUUCCAACCAUGUCAUUCAGCGCGAUUCCCUUGACAACUGUCGCAGAUCCUAUUUACCAGGACACAUCCGCCAGUGUCUCGCUCGUCGCUUCUCUUGCCAAUAGUUCUACAUGCACUCUAACCGAUGCAUUUGCCAUUUCAGACAUUGAGGGUUUUCAUCCUGUUGUACCUCCCACGCCUGAAUUGCUAGAUGAUCAUGAUGACCCUUUAUCCGAGUCUUUCGUCAAACAGUAUCUUGGUGCGGAUCCAUUUUUUUCUACAGACUUUUCCUUGCCGACUAUAGCGGACAACUUAACUGUCCCGGACAGUUUUAUUAGUUGUAGAUCAGGUCCAGGAAACAUACAGACGUCCGAUGAAGCAUGCUUUGAAGAAUUGGGACUGGUCAAACCUUCGACAUCAGAGAGACCAAUUAGCACAGAAUCUUACACUGUACACACUCGGCCUCUGUUAGACAGUCAAUUCCCUCAAGGCGAAGGGGAGACAGUAACCCCCCUUUCAAGAGCUGACGAUCCCACUCCUGACACUCCUGUAACUCUGUCAUUAUCAGCCUUGCUUGGUGUCUCAUUCGAAGGUAUGGAUGAUGAGACGAUAGAUGACGCGUCCAUUUUCAGUACAUCUUCCCAUGGUGCAAUAGGUCUAUAGAGUUCAUAAAAGUUGUUAUUAGGACUUUUAAAUACAUGUCAUAUUAUAGGUGCACUGUGAUGAGAUUGUGAUCUAAUCAAGAGAUGAUUAUAAAUUCACAGGAGAAUGAAGACAUAUUAAAAAUGUUCGUCUUAAAUUUCCAAUAACUCUGAUUGUGUCACACAAGAGAGCUAUCCUUGCUUUGGAUCAAUUAGAUAAGUAUCAUUAAUGAACCUUGAUUACGAUUGAAUUUUGUUUACCAACAAUAUUUUGCUGCUUCGUGGUUUCUCAAUGAAUCUCUCAUUACAAGACAGACAACGUCAUGAAGAGACAAGAAAAUGAUGGUUAUGCGAAUUGAUGGAAAAGGGGAUUAAUUUUAGAGAAAAAAAGAGGAAAUAUAUAAGGUGAGGUGGAGGAUUACGAUUAUGUUUUAAUUAAUACAUGAGUGUGUGUAUCAUCAUUCAACUCAAUUUUUAAAGGCAUUCCAACAUUCUACUGCUUUCACCGAAACAGACCAAAUACUAUACUACUAAUUCAUCCUGCAGAUUUUAGCCCAGCCAUUAUUCCCAUUACCCCCCCCCCCUCCUUCCCUCAGAGGGGGAGAAAGCCCAGGACGGGGAAGGGGGGGGGGUCACCAAUAGUUUUCUUUCUUGUUUAUUUUCUUUUCCCUCCUAUCCCCUCCUUUUUUUCUUGAUCGCGUUAGGGGCGGGGGUCCCUGUUGGCCUGUCGAUCCCAGGCUCCACCUGUGAUUAAAGACUUGUGUCAAAUACUCUUGUAUCUUUCAAAAUGCAAUGGCGCCCUCCUCUCGAGAAUCUCGGCGCAUUGCAUUUAUCGCUGUGACGAGUACUCUUUAGCAGCUGAAAUAGAUUAUCAUUAUCUCGAUUCUAAUCUUAGUCAGCAAUCUGUAUAGUUUUAUUAUUUUGAUCUAAUAUUGUUUAGCUGAUGAUUGAACGAAUUUUUUUAUGUUAUUUUUCAUCAAAUGAAUUUAAUUUAUCAUUCAUACCAAAUAAUUUAUGCAUAUUUAAAAUGUAUUAUUUUUAAAAUUCAUGAAUCAGAUUAGUCAAAUGCAGUUUGUAUUUAUCAAUUUAGAAUAUAGCUAAUGAUAACUUUUAUAUGUUUCUAACCGAAUUACUCAAAAAAAAUUUAAAGUGUGAAAUCAGUAUAUCUCUUCCUGAAAUAUGUACAUGUAUAUUUAUUUGAAUGUCAUCCAAUCAUCUUUCAAUGAAAGACGGAUAUUACCUGAAAUAUUUUUUUCAUCAGUCAAGUCUGCUUUGUGGUGCAGGUGUAAGUUGGCCAUUUUUGCAGCUGUUAUGACUCCUUAGAUUGAUCAAUGUGAAGAAACAUGUAUAAACUGUAUCUAUAAAAAAUAAAAACAUUGUCACAAUACUUCAUGAAAAGAGGUAAGAAGAAAAUAUUCCAACUCUAUGGGGCAACUGUGUAUGUGAUAUUUUGCUCGUGGUUUAUCUUAAAUUUGAUUCUCUAAUUUUAUUCAUUACAGGCAGGCUAUUACGUACGUUCUUUCUUUCUUUUCUUUUUAGAGCGUUUUGAUAGCUUUGUUCUAUUCUUUUACUUUUCAUUUGAACUGAACUAUUUAAUAUAUGGAUAAGAAAAAGAAAGAUUAUUAGCGGUACGAAUUUCGCACAAGCUACCUCUAUACAUUCAUGUUGUUCAUUUAUUUCUCGCUUAACGGUUACAUUAUGUAUAAGUUCAUGUUUAUUGGAAAGCCCGAUUUUGAGGUCCUCUUUCUCAAUGCGGCAGGUGCUAAUAUACUGGUGGA